Molecule: messenger RNA, 435 nt
Organism: Rangifer tarandus platyrhynchus (Svalbard reindeer)
Lineage: Eukaryota; Metazoa; Chordata; Mammalia; Artiodactyla; Cervidae
Source: the annotation of a GenBank genome assembly
AUGCGGUUAACGCGUCUCCAGCCCGGGCGGUUGGGUCCCCGCGCGAUCCUCUCUGGGCUCAGGAAAACACGCGAAAGCCGAAGCCUAGCGGAGGGAGAGAUGCCAGCGCGGUGGAGUCAUGCCGCUGGCUCGGGCACCAUUGGCUCAUGCCUGGAGUGCGCACAUCUGGCGGCCAGCCCGGGCGGCUCCGGUCCUGAUAUGGAGCGAGAGGGCGGGCGGGUGCGUGCGUCCCGGGAGAACUCUCGCACGCAGAGAGGCGCGCACUGCACAGCGCUCACCCUGCGCCGCCGCCCCAGCGGACCCGCCAGCCCGCGCGCCGGUCGUGAGCCCCCCUGUGCUCGCCAGCCGGCCCCGCAGCUAGCCAGCCAGCCAGACCCCACCCCGAGCCUGCCCGCCCUCCGGACCCUGGCCGCCCCGAGUGGAUACAGGAGGUGA